Molecule: messenger RNA, 4091 nt
Organism: Arvicanthis niloticus (Nile rat)
Lineage: Eukaryota; Metazoa; Chordata; Mammalia; Rodentia; Muridae
Gene: Usp33
Product: ubiquitin specific peptidase 33
Biological process (GO): protein deubiquitination
Molecular function (GO): cysteine-type deubiquitinase activity; zinc ion binding
Source: RefSeq, a predicted model, not a curated record
GACGCCCGCAGCCGCAGCGGAGACACCGGAAGGAGCGGUGGCUGCCGAGGGAGGCGUCGGGCAGCGGCCGGGGUUUGCGGGCCGCGCUGCGGAACCGUUUUGCGGCCCUGCGGAUCCGAGCGCUCAGGCUGCGAGGAGGAGCGCGGUGGGCGACGGGCUGAGUUCUGGAAGUUUCUGUAUGUGCUGGUGAAGGAGAAACGUAAUCAUCAUUCUUACCAGCUGUGAACUGUGCAAGCUACCAUAACAGCUGUCCUGGCAAGACACGCCUACUGGUUUUGCCUGAUUUGAAAAGCAUUGAGAAAGAGAAAAAAAAAAAAAAAAAAAAAAAAAACAAAAAAAAACAACUGAAAGAAAAUGACAACUUUUCGAAAUCAUUGUCCACAUUUGGAUUCAGUUGGUGAAAUAACAAAAGAGGAUUUGAUACAGAAGUCUCAUGGCGCUUGUCAGGACUGUAAAGUCAGAGGACCAAACCUGUGGGCGUGCCUGGAGAACAGGUGUUCCUAUGUUGGCUGCGGGGAGUCGCAAGUGGAUCACAGCACCAUACACUCACAGGAGACAAAGCAUUAUCUAACUGUGAACCUCACCACUCUUCGAGUAUGGUGUUACGCUUGCAGCAAAGAAGUAUUUUUGGAUAGAAAAUUAGGAACGCCUCCUUCAUUACCUCAUGUAAGACAGCCUCAACAAACACAAGAAAACAGUGUCCAGGAUUUUAAAAUACCCAGUAAUACAGCAUUAAAAACCCCUCUGGUUGCUGUAUUUGAAGAUCUGGACAUCGAAGUGGAAGAGGAGGAUGAGCUGAAGGCCAGAGGCCUGACAGGUUUGAAAAAUAUUGGAAAUACUUGUUAUAUGAAUGCAGCUCUGCAGGCUCUUUCUAACUGCCCACCUUUGACACAGUUCUUUCUUGAUUGUGGAGGACUGGCUAGAACAGAUAAGAAACCAGCAAUUUGUAAAAGUUAUCUCAAACUAAUGACAGAAUUGUGGCACAAGAGCAGGCCAGGAUCUGUUGUGCCUGCUAAUCUGUUCCAAGGAAUUAAAACUGUAAAUCCAACUUUUCGAGGUUAUUCUCAGCAGGAUGCCCAGGAGUUCCUUCGCUGUUUAAUGGAUCUGCUUCAUGAAGAGUUAAAGGAGCAGGUCAUGGAAAUAGAGGAAGAGCCUCAAACACUGACUUCUGAGGAGACGGUGGAAGACGAGAAGAGCCAGUCAGAUGUGGAUUUUCAGUCGUGUGAGUCCUGUAGCAGCAGUGAGAAGGCAGAGAAUGAGAGUGGCUGCAAAGGCUGUCCUGAGGACAGCAGUGAGACCACAAUGCUCAUUCAGGACGACGACGACCUUGAGAUGGCCAAGGACUGGCAGAAGGAGAAGAUGUGCAACAAGAUCAACAAAGCAAACGCUGACGUAGAGCUGGAUAAAGACAGAGACACGGUGUGUGAAACAGUUGACCUAAACAGCCAGGAGACCGUCAAAGUGCAGAUACACGGCCGAGCCUCAGAAUAUAUCACUGAUGUCCAUUUGAAUGACCUAUCUACACCACAGAUCCUUCCAUCAAAUGAAAGUGUUAAUCCACGUUUAUCAGCAAGCCCUCCUAAAUCAGGCAAUCUGUGGCCAGGAUUGACUCCACCACACAAGAAAGCUCCGUCUGCAUCUCCAAAGAGGAAAAAGCAACAUAAGAAAUACAGAAGUGUCAUUUCUGACAUAUUUGAUGGAACAAUCAUUAGUUCAGUACAGUGUCUGACGUGUGAUAGGGUGUCUGUAACCCUCGAGACCUUUCAGGAUCUGUCCUUGCCGAUUCCUGGCAAGGAAGACCUGGCUAAGCUGCAUUCCUCCAGUCACCCAACUAUAGUCAAAGCAGGGUCGUGUGGUGAAGCAUAUGCUCCCCAGGGGUGGAUAGCUUUCUUCAUGGAGUAUGUGAAGAGGUUUGUUGUCUCAUGUGUCCCUAGCUGGUUUUGGGGUCCAGUAGUAACCUUGCAAGAUUGUCUUGCUGCCUUCUUCGCCAGAGAUGAACUUAAAGGUGACAAUAUGUACAGUUGUGAAAAAUGCAAAAAGUUGAGGAAUGGCGUAAAGUUUUGUAAAGUACAGAAGUUUCCUGAGAUUUUGUGUAUUCACCUUAAAAGAUUUCGACAUGAACUGAUGUUUUCCACCAAAAUUAGCACCCAUGUCUCCUUCCCCCUGGAAGGCCUGGACCUUCAGCCAUUUCUCGCAAAGGAUAGCCCAGCUCAGAUUGUGACAUAUGACCUCCUGUCAGUCAUCUGUCAUCAUGGAACUGCAAGUAGUGGGCACUACAUUGCCUACUGCCGAAACAAUUUAAAUAACCUGUGGUAUGAGUUUGAUGACCAGAGCGUCACUGAAGUUUCAGAGUCUACUGUACAGAAUGCUGAGGCCUAUGUCCUUUUCUACAGGAAGAGCAGUGAAGAGGCACAGAAGGAGAGACGGAGGAUAUCAAACUUGUUGAACAUAAUGGAACCUAGCCUCCUUCAGUUCUAUAUAUCUCGACAGUGGUUGAAUAAAUUUAAGACCUUUGCUGAACCUGGCCCUAUUUCAAAUAAUGAUUUUCUCUGUAUUCAUGGAGGUAUUCCUCCACGAAAAGCAAGUUAUAUUGAAGACUUAGUUUUGAUGCUGCCUCAGAACAUUUGGGAUAACCUCUAUAGCAGGUAUGGAGGAGGACCCGCUGUCAACCACCUCUACAUUUGUCACACUUGCCAAAUUGAGGCAGAGAAGAUUGAAAAGCGAAGAAAAACUGAAUUGGAAGUUUUUAUUCGGCUCAACAGAGCAUUUCAAGAGGAGGACUCUCCAGCUACAUUUUACUGUAUCAGCAUGCAGUGGUUUAGAGAAUGGGAGAGUUUUGUAAAGGGUAAGGAUGGAGAUCCUCCAGGUCCAAUCGACAACACUAAAAUUGCAGUCACUAAAUGUGGUAAUGUGACACUCAAGCAAGGAGCAGACUCUGGUCAAAUUUCAGAAGAAACAUGGAACUUCCUGCAGUCUAUAUAUGGUGGGGGGCCUGAAGUUAUCCUCCGGCCUCCAGUUGUUCAUGCUGACCCUGAUGUACCACAGACAGAGGAAAAGAUUGAAGUAGAAACUCGCUCUUUGUAGUUCUGAGGGCACAGAGCGCUAAUGAGAAGUCAUUCUCACUUGAUGCACACACAUUCAAAACAUUCCUCAAAGCAUGUUGAUUCUCUUGAUUUUCAUCUUUUUUUCUCAUUUAGUCCUUUGUACUGGGCAUUAUGGAAGGGUAUGUUAAAAUGUUAUAUAAGUUGGUAUAUUUAAUACUAAGUAACUUACCAGAAUAUCUUUCAGUGUAUUGUUUUGAAAGAAAAGGGACAGUUGGUAAUUAGGUUCUCUGACCUUUGUUCUACAGGCAGAUCCAGCAUACCCUUUGUAGCACUGUAAAUACUUUAGCUUUGAAAAUGUUUUUAUUACUCUAACCAAUCAUAGCUGGCUAAGCUUUUCAUUUCUCCAAAAACCUAAUUUAAUUGUAUACUUUUGACAUGGCUUUGCAUAGUAAGGAGACUAUUUUAAAUUGAGAGUAGUGGUCAGAACAUUGUUAAUUUCCUAAAGCUCAGGAAACAUUAGGGUGUUACUUCUUUUGCACUGCAGCAUAUAAAAUUGCAUAUUAAAAUUUACAAAAUGUCUUUUUUUGAAUGUAACAGGAUGUAUUUCAGUGGAAUUUGUUACCAGAUAUCAGUAAAUUAUUGCUGCUUAUAAUGUAAAAUGUUAAACUUUAGUUCUAUAGACCUGAAUGGUAUUCAUUAAUGUUAGUAGCAAACAACAACAACAACAAAAACCUCUUAGUUUUAGGCCACUUCUAUUUUGAGAGCAUGAAGUAUGGAAUGUGUCAAAUGAGAUUGUUGACUAAGCUGAAACCACUUGCAAAAUGAUUUUUUAAUGAAAUGCAUAAAGUCUUUUUGAAUAAUAGAGUAUUCACUGCUGUUUGCUUGAUCAUGUGAUGUCAAAAGCUCAACUAUAUACAAGUACAAACAUGCAGGACAGAGGGUAUGGAACACUAGUCAUGGUGACUUUGCAAUGUUAAAACUCAUCCAAUAAAAAUAAUUCUAAGAUGUGUAAACUGAAUGUUGAAUUUAUUUGAUAGACUUUUUUUU